Daphnia pulicaria is the source of this 5140-nucleotide messenger RNA. RefSeq names its product receptor-type tyrosine-protein phosphatase N2-like (gene IA-2). NCBI's taxonomy places the organism in Eukaryota, Metazoa, Arthropoda, Branchiopoda, Diplostraca, Daphniidae. Gene Ontology annotation, biological process: protein dephosphorylation. Gene Ontology annotation, cellular component: secretory granule. The record is from RefSeq and is a predicted model, not a curated record. Bases 252 to 3047 code for a protein of 931 amino acids. Gene Ontology annotation, molecular function: protein tyrosine phosphatase activity. The transcript has 19 exons.
GCUUUGGUUCUGGUCUUAUAGAUGCCCAGACGUGAAGAUUUCGUUAAAAAAAAACCUGAAACAAGAAAGCAUCUUAACUUCUAAUCAAAAGUCACAAAUUAUAGCCUUCAACAAAGUGUACGAUCGAUAGGCUACCAUUACGGCUCGCGGGAAAAGACGUGUGAUUCUCUCAGACAAUCGCUUACGUCACAAGUGUCAGUAGCUAUGCCUAAGUUUGGAUUUUGAGGGAAAAAAACUGUCGGUUUUCCAAUAUGGAAUGUUUUCGGAAAGUUUUUGGUAGGCUGCCAUUUGCACUUAUCCUGUUGCUUGGUUAUUCGAGUGUCGGAUUCGCCAGAGGCUCUGUUGGAUGCCUGUACCAACAUGGAAUGUGUGAAGUUGGAAAAGAGUGGUGCUAUGACGAUGCCAUUUUUGGGCAAUGCCUCCUAUUAAAAACGGAAGCAUUAGAUUCGUCGUCAGUAUUACACCGAAACUUAAUUGGUGAGGUCGAAUUGGCAGCUUUGGAGGCUGCCCUCACAGAACUCAAACGCAUGGGUUAUCAAUGGACUGAUCCUGUUACGCAGUGUGUGCUCCAACGCCUUUUUCUUUAUUUGAAAAACAAGGGUUCGGGGACUCCUGAUGUUUGCCUGGAGCUCGAUGAAAUCAACAAGAAAGGAAGCAAAAUACAUGAAGAAAAACAGAAUAAUUUGGCACAUGGCACAAGUCGAUCCGAUCAAGAUUUUCUUCAAGCACCCAUAUAUUUGAGUCGGAAUGACAUAUUGGGCUUAGAAGACCUCAUGAAAGAUGACCUCUACGAUACGAAUUACAACCAAAACCUUUUCUCUGAAAAUGGUCCAUCCAAAGAAUUUGAUAAUCCCAAGAAAUUUUCUGAUGAUGCACGCUCGUCCAGCGACACAUCUUUUAGCCAUCCAGUUGAAUAUCCUCAUCGGAAUUACAAGGAUGCCGAGCAACAACUGACAAACUUGAAGCAAAUCCUGUCGUCUGUUAAGAAAGCCAAUAUUUACAAUGAGUCCCCGCAAGCUGCUGAUGACGUGCUCUUUGAUAGUGAAGAAGAUGAUUUCAACCUCCCACCUGGCAGCAUCUACGCUAAUUCACAGUUUGAGAGACAAGAGCGAUUGGAUGUUAAAAAACCUGGUCCGUGGUUUUCUGUCAACAAUUUCGCUUUCGAACAUGAGGAAAAUGACGGUGACAACCUCUCUGGCACGUGGGCCCUUUCCAAUGAAUCGCCUGUAUUUGAAGAGCGUUACAUACCAAUUCACUCGAUAGAAGAUUUAACCUCCAAUCGUGAUUUUCGUAAAAAUAACUACCUUGUCGGACCUAAGACUGAAGACGGAAGAAAAAAUUCUAUGCAAAGUUUAGUUGAAAAAUCCAUCGAUGAGAGUGAUAAAGAUGAUAUUUUUUCUAAAAAAACUAUCGAAUCGCCAACCCAUAACAUGAAUACGGAUAAUAAAGCUUCAGCAGAAGAAAUUGAACAUAAUCUACCCAAAACAGAAAAGCAACAGAACGCAAAGAUCAUCUCACCUGUUCAUCUUGAUCGCGAAAAUGAAGAUACAAACUACGUUUUCAUAACUAUCAAAGGAGAGUUUUUGAACUGGAGACAAGGUACUGAAUUUGUAAAGGCUCUUUGUGAUCUACUAAAAAUACAUCACAACAACUUGUAUGAUGUCAGCGUGCAAAAGAAUAAAGUUUCGUUUCGAAUACAAACACAAGACAAGGAUCUAAAUCCAUCCCUAAUAGCAUCUAAAGCAGAUGAAAUGCGCCUCAAAAUAAAAGAAGUUACUGGAUUCGAAUUGGAUACUACCGGCAGUGGAGAACAACAGUCAAGUGUUUCCAGUGUCCACUUUUGGGGACAGGGGAAUCAACAGAUGCUCCUUACCGCUGGCUUGUGCGUGCUGACUUCCGCCAUCCUGGUAUCUGCAGGAAUCUUCUUGCUUUUACGUAGCCGCCAUCUCGCUCGUCAAAAACUCAAAGAAUUUACACAAUCUGCCGAUAGUGAAGCGACUCGGGAUUAUCAAGAUUUAUGUCGCGCACGUAUGGCAAUUAAAGGCUCUACUCCUGAACCGGCCAAAGAUCCAUCAAAAAUGCCACACGCAUUGCUUUCACGCGACUCGGAAUCUUCCAGAUCCAGUACUUCUUCAUGGUGUGAGGAACCGGUUCUUACUAACAUGGACAUUUCCACGGGCCACAUUGUUUUGUCCUACAUGGAAGACCAUCUACGAAACAAGUUUCGUUUAGAGCAAGAAUGGCAAGCACUUUGUUCCUACGAAGCCGAAACUUCCACCAGCUUUUUGAUUGCCUCCAAACCGGAAAAUAAUGAAAAGAACCGAUACGGCGACGUGCUACCUUACGAUCACUCUCGCGUGGUGCUGAAUGUUUUGGCCAACACUUCGGGAGCGGAUUACAUCAACGCAUCUUCUAUCACUGACCACGACCCAAGACAUCCGGCUUAUAUAGCGGCGCAGUCACCAGUCGCCCAAUCAGUAUCAGAUUUUUGGCAAAUGAUCUGGGAGCAAGGGAGUGUCGUUCUCGUGCUGCUGACUAAAAUCGUUGAGAAUGGAGAGGAACUAUGCCACAAAUAUUGGCCCGAGGAAGGAUCGCAACUCUAUCACAUUUACGAGGUCCAUUUGGUGAGCGAACACAUUUGGUGCGAUGAUUACCUUGUCCGUUCGUUUUAUCUGAAAAACAUCCGCACCGGCGAAACCAGGACCGUCACCCAGUUCCACUUUCAAUCCUGGCCUGAAAACGGAGUUCCUUCAUCCACCAAAGCUUUACUGGAAUUUAGGAGAAAAGUCAACAAAUCCUAUCGCGGUCGCUCGUGUCCUAUUGUUGUUCACUGCAGCGACGGAGCGGGAAGAACUGGAACUUAUUGUUUGAUAGAUAUGGUGCUCCAUCGCAUGGCCAAGGGAGCCCGUGAAAUCGACAUCGCCGCAACUCUCGAACAUUUGCGCGACCAGCGCCCGCAUGCUGUGCGCACCAAGCAACAGUUUGAAUUCGUCCUCACGGCUGUAGCCGAGGAAGUCCACGCCAUCCUGCGAGCGCUGCCCCAAUAAGCUAGGCAAUCACCACAUCAAUCGACACAAAUUAGAAUUAUAUCGGGAGUAUUUUUAGUAUUUUUAUCACAAUAUAUUAUAACAUUAUAUCCUCAACUCAGUAUCAAAGAAAGCACACUGGAUUUAUUUCAUCAAUUGUGGUUUGACUCUUCCUUCAUGGUAGUUACAGUGUGGCUACCAGCGGUUGCCUACUCAGCGCUUCCCACAAUUUAUAUACAGGCCUACUAUUCUUUGAUAUUUGGAACAUUCCCCCGCGUAUCACACUACACGUCAACCACUUGAUAACGGUGCGCAGUUCAUACCUUCCAUUCCAUUCUCUUAGUUUGAUCUCCAAUUUAUUCCACCGACUUGGAUCAUUUGAAAAGAUUAAUUUUUUCUUUUCAGUUUCUCAUAUUCUUUUAUUUUUUAAAAGACUAUACUUUGAGGAAAAGUAAGAUUUAUUUUGCUAGACGAACGUUUGCAAACAGCAAGCUGAUUAAGUUUUUAGCCACAAUUUCCUUAUGUUACACACCGUAUUAUUUUAUUUUUUUAAAUUUUACCAUUAAGAGCGCAGUGGUUAAUAGGAUUAUUAGUUUAGUUUUAAGUUAUGCACACAUUUAUUAUUUAACUUUGUUUCAUAAUAUUUGUGCUAAUUUAUCGUUGGGUUAGGGAUGGCUAUUUCAUUAUCAAAUUUACAUGUGCGUUUGAAAUCGUUGUAUUCGUCCACUACAUAAGCAAGUGCACACUGACGUGCAAAAUAUUAUAUAUCUAUUAUAUCUAAUCAAUUUUCUAAUUAAACUGGGCCGCGGUAAGGUCAUCGCACACUAAUUGAUUAGAUAUUAAUAAGAAACGUACAUACAGAAAAAAAUUCUGGGCCAUAUUCGAUAAAUCCCCGAUCGCACAGUCAAUCCAGUAGAAACUAACCCUCCGAAUAGCACUUGAUUUAUGCACUGCUUAUUUCCCCCUAGUUUACAAGAGGCCUGAGAGUCCUAUAGUCGAUCCGAAGCGAUGAAAAUGAACAACAAAAUUGAGUUUUUAUUUUGUUUCUCAAUUUGUUGCAUCUUAAAUCACCUGGCAACAAAAGAAGCGUUUUUCUUGACUGUUGCUCUUUUAAAAAACAAAAUAAUUAAUUACCAAGACGAUGAACUGUCCGGCUGCUGCCGAACUGGCAUUCCCUAGUUUAAGAAUUCUAAAUAGUGGGCUAACUAGAACUUUGCCUCAUCUCUCAACAUGAUGGACUAUACCCUUAAUUAUAUCCUCAACCGUUAAAAAAGCAGACUAGUAACGAUUAAAUGACAGUUUUGUUUUUUAAAUAUUUUAUAUGAUUUUUAAAGACCUUUUUACAAAUUACAGGGCUGGGUAAUAAAGAACUGAACUUGAAUAGGGACAUACGAGAAACAAAAAGAAACUAUGAAACGUUAUUAUUAUUGUUUUGAUUAAAAAUGAGUUUAUAACACGUAGGAAUACACAUUACACAGUAACGCACUAACUAUUUUUGUGAAACGGCCGAAAGGAAAGGUUUCGAAAGAUCGACUUAUCAACUACAAGUUAAUAUUGAAUUAUAGACGUUAGUUUGCAUAAGUUCGGUACUUUCCAUUCUGCGUGAUCCAACAUACAAAAUUAUAUCAUGUGAAACAUUUAACACAAAUUAAUUAACAAACAAUUAUGUAAUAUGUUUAAUUGGACAGUACGUGUUGCACGCUUAAUUGUUGUUAAAGUAUUUAUCCUGCGUUAGUCGUUUUUUAGUUCCUCAAACAGUCACACCUUUUCAUUUUGUGUUUCUCCUUCCUUUUAGUAGAACAUAUUACGCGUGUCAGUUAUUUUCCUUGAGUUUAUAUUUGCAAAGAAAAUUUAUCUUUUAAAAAUUAUUUUGUUUUCGGUAUAAUUUUUUAUAUGGUUAACACUAUUAGUUCAUUAAGACGUAGUUUUACGCCAAGGAAUUACACAUCGGGAAAUCGAAUAUUCCAAAUCCUUAACGUAACAUUUUAAUUUUUUUCAAAAUAUUAGGAACAUCUGAAUAGAGAUGUCCUUGAUUUAUUGGUUGUAAUAUCUAUGUCCACAUAUUUGAAUUCCGUGUUGUAUGUUAUCACGAAAUAAAAGCAUCCGAAAAGCAA